CCGGGGUUACUUUAUGGCUGUUAACUUUCUCGAGGUCUGAGUAGGUGGCUAGGUUGUCUGUGGUGGCUGCUUCUACUGCGCAGAAAUGAGGCAGAAGCGGAAAGGAGAUCUCAGCCCUGCUGAGCUGAUGAUGCUGACCAUAGGAGAUGUUAUUAAGCAACUGGUUGAAGCCCAUGAACAGGGAAAAGACAUUGAUCUAAAUAAGGUGAAAACCAGGACAGCUGCCAAAUACGGCCUUUCAGCACAGCCCCGUCUGGUGGAUAUAAUUGCUGCAGUCCCACCUCAGUAUCGAAAAGUCUUGGUCCCCAAGUUAAAGGCAAAACCCAUCAGAACUGCCAGUGGGAUUGCUGUUGUAGCUGUCAUGUGCAAACCCCACAGAUGCCCACACAUCAGUUUUACAGGAAAUAUAUGUGUUUACUGCCCUGGUGGACCUGAUUCAGAUUUUGAAUAUUCAACUCAGUCUUAUACUGGAUAUGAGCCAACCUCCAUGCGAGCUAUACGUGCCAGAUAUGACCCUUAUUUACAGACGAGACACCGAAUAGAACAGUUAAAACAACUUGGACACAGUGUGGAUAAAGUCGAGUUUAUUGUGAUGGGUGGAACGUUCAUGGCCCUUCCAGAAGAAUACAGAGAUUAUUUCAUUCGAAAUUUACAUGAUGCCUUAUCAGGACAUACUUCCAACAAUAUUUACGAGGCAGUCAAGUAUUCUGAGAGAAGUCUCACAAAGUGUAUUGGAAUUACUAUUGAGACCAGACCAGAUUAUUGCAUGAAACGGCAUUUAAGUGACAUGUUGACCUAUGGCUGCACGAGGUUGGAGAUUGGAGUACAGAGUGUGUAUGAAGAUGUGGCCAGAGAUACCAACAGGGGCCACACUGUAAAGGCAGUAUGUGAGUCAUUUCACCUGGCCAAAGAUUCUGGUUUCAAAGUUGUAGCUCAUAUGAUGCCUGAUCUGCCAAAUGUGGGACUAGAAAGAGACAUUGAACAGUUUACAGUAAGUUUUUUUGAGAACCCUGCUUUUCGUCCUGAUGGUUUGAAACUCUACCCUACCCUGGUGAUUCGUGGAACUGGGCUUUAUGAGCUAUGGAAAUCAGGAAGAUAUAAGAGUUAUUCUCCUAGUGACCUGGUAGAAUUGGUGGCUCGGAUCCUAGCCCUCGUACCUCCAUGGACUCGAGUGUACAGAGUACAGAGAGAUAUUCCAAUGCCCUUAGUCAGCUCAGGAGUAGAACACGGAAAUUUGAGAGAACUGGCAUUUGCAAGAAUGAAAGACCUUGGAAUACAGUGUCGAGAUGUGAGAACCAGAGAGGUUGGAAUCCAAGAAAUUCAUCACAAAGUACGACCAUACCAGGUUGAAUUGGUAAGGAGAGAUUAUGUUGCAAAUGGUGGCUGGGAAACAUUCUUGUCAUAUGAAGACCCAGAUCAAGACAUUUUGAUUGGCCUCCUACGAUUACGAAAGUGUUCAGAAGAAACCUUCCGUUUUGAACUGGGUGGAGGUGUUUCCAUAGUCCGAGAGCUACAUGUGUAUGGAAGUGUAGUCCCUGUGAAUAGUAGAGAUCCUACUAAAUUUCAGCAUCAGGGAUUUGGCAUGCUGCUGAUGGAGGAAGCAGAAAGAAUUGCUAGAGAAGAACAUGGAUCUGGGAAAAUAGCUGUUAUUUCAGGAGUCGGCACCAGGAAUUAUUACAGAAAGAUUGGCUACAGGUUACAAGGGCCAUAUAUGGUAAAGAUGCUAAAAUAAUGGCCACAUCAUUUCAACUUUAUGCAGUAUCUUCCCUGGCAUAAAAUAAAGAUUCAAGAUUUCUGAAGUACUCAGCAGAGAGGCUGAACAAAGCAAAUGGACCUACACGACCAUCCGCCUUGCAAAGAGCUUCACCCUCAUUCUGCAGAUUCAGAGACUGAAGAAUGCUUUCAAGGCCAGGGAGGGACAUCUGCUGAUAAAGCCCAGCAGGCCUCAGGCACUCGCAGAGCUCGUGCACUGCCCUCUCUUGCAUGUUCUGAAGAAGUCACUUCAGUUUUUGAAGCUUAAAUUAUUUACCCAGUUUCUAAAAUCUGCCUGAGACAUGCCUGCAAGUGACUAACUUUUGACUCAAACACAGCAACAAAACCAAAUUAAUUCAUUUGGACACUGUAAUUCAUGAAAUAAAACUGGGUAUUAUCAUUUGAGGAGCAAACUUAGGAGUAAGUUACAAAUAUGUUCUGUAAGGUCAGAAAGUUAGGUUGAAACACAAAAACUGUGAGUCUUUGAUCUCUGGCCUUGAACAACAUAUACAUUUGAGGAAAAGUUAAGAAAAUGGAUAUAAUUCUGAUCACUGUGCUGACAUCUUGAAAUAACAGUGUGAUGGAGAAAUAGGAAUUAAAAUUGUGGGUUUGUGUUUUAAGCUUGAUUACAGAUGUCUACCAGCCCUUGCCCAUUCAGGAGUCUACCAAUAAGACUGGCCAUUACAAAUACCCUUUAUUUCACGUUUUUUUACUGCCUUUACUUCUCACAAUCUCAACUGCAAAACAUUGUAGGCAGUCACAGCUGUGGUGCCAAGAGAAGCAGUUGGCUUUCCCUUUUCUGUUUCCUGAGCAAGUAUUUAUGUUUCCUGAGCAAUUAUCUGAGGUUGUUUGGCUCUGUGUCAAGAUUUGCUUUCACAGAAGGUGUUCCCUAAAUUUUAAUUCUUAAGGAUUUUGGUUUAUUUUAAAUAGAGAAAUGUAAGAAUUCAAAUUGUGAUUUUUUAAAAAAUGGAAAGUAGACCCAUAUCUAAAAAUAGGAAAAAUAUUGUCUUUUUCAAAGGUUCAUUAUCUAGAACUGCCUCUUUCAAAUUUUCAGGUAACCUAAGGAGACUCAGCCUGGAAAGGGUCAAUUCUUAAAAGCAUGGCUUAACCCUGGGCCCCCUUGCUUCUGUGGCAUUUUAAAAAUGUUUAUUAAAUGGUAUUGAUUCCCCUAAAAGGGUCUGAAAAUAAAUGUUCAGUCUUCAACA
Molecule: messenger RNA, 2957 nt
Organism: Choloepus didactylus (southern two-toed sloth)
Lineage: Eukaryota; Metazoa; Chordata; Mammalia; Pilosa; Megalonychidae
Gene: ELP3
Product: elongator acetyltransferase complex subunit 3
Exons: 15
Coding region: 86-1732 (548 amino acids)
Biological process (GO): tRNA wobble base 5-methoxycarbonylmethyl-2-thiouridinylation
Cellular component (GO): cytoplasm; nucleus; elongator holoenzyme complex
Molecular function (GO): acyltransferase activity, transferring groups other than amino-acyl groups; iron-sulfur cluster binding
Source: RefSeq, a predicted model, not a curated record